AUGUUGUUUUUCAGUUUUUUCAAGACCCUUGUUGACCAAGAGGUGACGGUGGAGUUGAAGAACGACAUAGAGAUCAGGGGAACGUUAAAAACCGUAGACCAAUACUUGAAUUUGAAGUUGGAUAAUGUCAUAUGUUUGAAUGAGGACAAGUACCCCCACAUGCAAUCGGUCAAAAACUUGUUUAUCAGAGGUUCCACCGUGCGUUACGUGCACAUGAGCUCCAACACCGUGGAUUGCACAUUGUUGCAAGAUGCGUCAAGGCGAGGUAUGUACAAUUUUUUUGCACUUGUGGUAGCCACCAAUACUAACUUCAGAGGCUAUGGCUCAGUCGGCCAAGUAGGCAUCGAUAAUCCUGUACUAUAUUUGCAAGCAUAUAGCUAUUUUCGUAAUGAAUUCGAGUCGUUAUUGAGUCUUUGUAGACACCGGGCCCUGGAAUGGCCAGUUUGGUGGCAGAAUGAACAGGUUUUCUUUGCUGACUUUUUGGGCUUUGGGGGAUGCGAUGAGCUUUGGUUUGAGCUUUGGUUUGAAUUCUGGCUCUUGGGGCUUAAAGUUGUUAUUUGGUCGAUUUUGUCUACUUUGACCUCGUGA
Molecule: messenger RNA, 588 nt
Organism: Meyerozyma guilliermondii ATCC 6260
Lineage: Eukaryota; Fungi; Ascomycota; Pichiomycetes; Serinales; Debaryomycetaceae
Gene: SNP3
Product: Sm-like protein
Exons: 1
Coding region: 1-588 (195 amino acids)
Biological process (GO): mRNA splicing, via spliceosome
Cellular component (GO): U4/U6 x U5 tri-snRNP complex; catalytic step 2 spliceosome; U6 snRNP
Molecular function (GO): RNA binding
Source: RefSeq, a predicted model, not a curated record